CCCAGGAUUCCUCGCUUCUUCCGGGAGGUCAGCUGACGCAGCGGGCAGGAUGGAGGCCGUGCCGCGGAUGCCGAUGAUCUGGCUGGACCUGAAAGAGGCCGGAGACUUCCCCUUCCACAGCCCGGUCCGACAGUUUGUCCUGAAGAACUACGGGGAGAACCCCGACGCCUACACCGAGGAGCUGAAGAAGCUGGAUCAUCUCAGACAGAGUGCGGUGAACGUUCCCAGAGACUUCGAAGGAUGCAGCGUCCUGCGCAAGUACUUCGGCCAGCUCCAUUAUCUCCAGAGCCGCAUCCCCAUGGGGCUGGAGCAGGAGGCGUCCGUCCCGAUUACAUGGACAGAAAUCUUCUCUGGGAAGUCGGUGACUCACGCUGACAUCAAGUAUGAGCAGGCCUGCGUCCUCUACAACCUGGGGGCGUUACACUCCAUGCUUGGUGCGAUGGAUAAGAGAGUCUCGGAGGAGGGGAUGAAGGUUUCCUGCACUCACUUCCAAUGUGCCGCCGGAGCGUUCGCCUACCUGAGGGAUCACUUCUCCCAUUCAUACAGUGUGGACAUGAGCCACCAGAUCCUCAAUCUCAAUAUAAACCUCAUGCUGGGUCAGGCUCAGGAGUGUCUUCUGGAGAAGUCCAUGUUGGAUAACCGGAAGAGUUUCCUGGUGGCGAGGAUCAGCGCACAGGUGGUAGACUACUACAAGGAGGCGUGCCGGGCUCUGGAGAACUCGGAAACCGCCUCUCUCCUGGGGAAGAUCCAGAAGGACUGGAAGAAGUUGGUGCAGAUGAAGAUUUAUUACUUCGCUUCCAUCGCUCAUCUGCACAUGGGGAAGCAGGCCGAGGAGCAGCAGAAGUUUGGAGAGCAGGUCGCCUAUAUGCAGAGCUCUUUAGACAAACUCGGUGAAGCUGUAAAACUGUCCAAGGGUCAGCCGUCCACCGUCCAGGAAGCCCUGCGCUUCACCAUGGAUGUGAUUGGAGGAAAGUUCAACUCUGCCAAGAAAGACAAUGAUUUCAUCUACCAUGAAUCUGUCCCGGCUCUGGAUACCCUGCAGGCUGUAAAAGGUGCCCCGUUGGUAAAGGCUCUUCCUGUGAACCCCGUUGACCCGGCUGUCACCGGACCUGAUAUCUUCUCCAAGCUGGUUCCGAUGUCGGCACAUGAGGCGUCCUCUCUAUACAGUGAGGAGAAAGCCAAGCUGCUGCGAGAGAUCGUCUCCAAAAUAGAAGCCAAGAAUGAAGUCCUGGAUCAGUUCACAGACUCUCUGCAGCUCGAUCCGGAAACGGUGGACAACUUGGACAUGUACAGCCACAUCCCCCCGGCCCUGAUGGAGAAGUGCGCAGCGCUGAGCGUGCGGCCGGACACCGUGAAGAGUCUGGUACAGUCUAUGCAGGUCCUGUCGGGGGUGUUCACCGAUGUGGAGGCCUCUCUGAAGGACAUCAAGGACCUGCUGGAUGAAGAGGAGAAGCAGGAGAAGGCGGCGCAGGAGGAGGUGGGGAAACAGGCGGCGGCUCCCUCCUCGCCUUCCAUGACGGAAGUGAACAAGGAGUGGUCCAAGUACAUGGAGGUGCACGAGAGGGCCAGCUUCACCAACACCGAGCUUCACAAGGCCAUGAACCUGCACAUCGGGAACCUGAGGCUGCUGAGCGGAUCCCUCGACCAACUUCAACAGGCACUUCCUGUUCCCAACCUGACCGAAGAGGACAAGUCGGUUCUGCAGAACCUGAAGCGGAUCCUUCACAAGGUGCGAGAGAUGAGGGAUCAGCGGCUGUCUCUGGAGCAGCAGCUGCGGGACACCAUACAGAAAGACGACAUCACCACCUCUCUGGUCACCACCGAUCGCUCCGAGAUGAAGAAACUCUUUGCCGAGCAGCUGAAGAAAUACGACCAAUUAAAAGUUUACAUUGACCAGAACUUGUCGGCCCAAGAGAACAUCCUAAAAGCUCUGACCGAAGCCAACGUGAAGUACGCGCCGAUACGGAAGGUCCUUACAGACUCCGAACAGAAGUGGAAUCACACAGUACAGACUCUCAUCUCUUCCUAUGAGGCCUACGAGGACCUGAUGAAGAAGUCUCAGGAAGGGAAGGACUUUUAUGCCGAUUUAGAGGGCAAAGUCGCCAAACUUCUGGAAAAAACUCGAGCCGCCUUCGAGGCCUCCCAAUCCAGCCGGCAGGCCAUCCUGGAACGGGAGAUGAAAAAGAAGCCUCCUCCACGCCCAACGGCCCCGAAACCAGCACUGGAGAAGAAAGUUUCCGACAUGGACCUUGAGAACAUUCCUGCGGGUGACCUGGCCGACCUACAGAAGUUUUCAUCCCUCUUCCUUUCUGAUCUCCCAGAAGAGCUUAGGAGUUUACCACCCGAUGCCCUCAUCGCCCACCUGGACCGGAUGACAGCUGACACUCUUGCCGCCUUCCCUGGUGGGCCGGCAGCUGCAUACGGUGGAAUGAGGCCUCCCAUGGCAGACCCUUUUCGGGGCGUUAGAACAGCUACUGCCCCCAUGCAAGACCCGCAUGCAGUGCCUUUCAGCCAGGCCUCUUUCAACGUCCAUCCCCCGCCAUACCCCGGCCAUGCCUUCCCACCCAUCAGUUACGGCAAUAUUCCUCCUGUGACUUCAGGAACUGCCGUUCCGUCACAGUAUAUGCGUCAUUCUCCAGAUCAGGCCAUCUCACACGGACAGAUACCGACCUCUUCUCCUUCAAGGAAUCCAAACAUGUAUCCAGCAGGUGGGUCCGGUCAACCAAACCCGGCACCGUCCCCUUUAACACCAGGGUACAGGCCUGCAGCUAGGGCGCCACAAAGAACUUCCCCGCAGCAUAUGCCAACUUCUGUCCCUGGCGCGGCGCACUCGGCAGCUCAGUUUAGGCCGAGUGCUGCAGCAGCAUAUGGAGUUGGUCCGCAUGGUCCACCCGCCUUUAGCCAGAGUGUGGCUGUCCAGCCUCAUGACUCCAGUCAUCAUUACUCGAACCAGAUGCCGCCAAACAAUAUGCAGCCUCCAGCGACUCAAGCAAUCCGGCCUGCGACCACGACAGUGGACAGUAUUCAGGGGCCCAUAUCCAGCUAUGCAGCCCCCCGGUUACCAGCUGGGGGAGCGCCACAAGCUCGGCCCUUGAGUCACCCCCAGAGCGGUUAUAUGGGAGCCCCUGCUCCUCACAUGGUUGGCCAGACCCCUCACUUUCCAUACCCACAAAGCGGAGGAGUUCAGAAUUACGUUCAGCCUCCCCCGCAGCAUUUUACUCAGAUGUAUCCUUUUCACGGUCAGCCGCAGCCUAGAAUGGACACGCAGCCCCAACAACCACAACAGUACGGGGCCCCCGGCCAGCAUCAAUUUGCUCCUCAGAUGAGGGGCCCUGUACAUCCGCAGCAGCAGCAGCAGCCUACUGCUUUUCAACAGCAAGGACAGCCUCCGGGACUGCCUCCUCAGCAGCAUUUUCAGCAGUUUCCCAUGCAGCCUCCACACGCCGCUAUGCAGCCGCCAGGUUCCUGCAUGCAGCCGCGACCUUCCACCAUGCAUCCUGGCCAUUCAAAUGCACCACAACCCAAUUCUGCAGUGCAGCCCAUGCACCCUGGCAUGCAAGUUCCGCCACAUUUAGUAGGGCAGCGUUUUCCUGGUGCGCAGCAGCAAGAUAAUCCUCCUCCUCAGCCUCCCCUUCAUACACAGUUCCCUGGCGCUCUUCCGAGAGCUUCACCCCAGCCGCUACAGCCGACGCCUCAUAUGCACCCACAUGCCAUUCCAGCCGCUCAGCCUCUACCUCCCGGAUCAGCCCCCCAAAUUACAGCCUUUGCUGCUCCUGUAAGACACACCGUUCCCUCUGCUAGUGGGAUUGUAAAUUCGGUACCGUCGGGACCUCAAAUGCCAAUCGGAGCACCUCAGGGUGCGGCCAUGCCUCAUCACAUCCAGCCCGCCAGCAGUCCAGCUCUCAGCCAAAUUCCAGGCGCCACCGCUAUUGUUUCAGGAGCUGCCGCCAUGCCUUCUCCAGCGCCUUCUCCGCAGCCAUCCCUGGUUGUCCAGCCGCCGCCGGCAGUCAUUCCUUCAGCCGCGUCUACCAGCGCGACUAUGCCUCAGAGACCUCCCCCUUCGCUGACUCCUGGAACCGCACAUUUGGGCCAAGGCUCUACAGAACCCGUAUUUCAGAAGCAGAACUCCACGACCGACGACCUCCUGUCCUCUAGUCCCGAAAGCCAACAUGGAGGUUCCAAGACUUCAGUGGGACAGCCCUUAUUACAACCGACCAAGGCCGACGCUAAAGACGGACAGAAACCCAAAGGCAUUCAGCUGAUUGAGAACGACCCGUACGAGAAACCGGAGCACGUCAUGAGGCUGUUGUCUGAACUUGAUCGGUUCCAGGUUUCCGUGAGCGCUCUCGACAAACCGGUGCCCGGUGCUGCGACUCCGCUCGACUCCAUGUGGAAGGAGUUUCAGGACGCUCAAGAGAAGGACGCCAGGAGCCUCUCUAUCGCCAUCGCUCGCUGCUAUAGUAUGAAGAACAGGAAUCAGGACAUCAUGCCCUACGACAAGAACCGCAUAGUCCUGCAGUCGGGGAAGGACGACUACAUCAAUGCUAGCAAGAUCGAAGAGCUAUCUUCUUACUGCCCCACCCUUAUCGCCACCCAGGCCCCGCUUCCAGGGACCGCCUCCGACUUCUGGCUGAUGAUUUAUGAGCAGAAGGUGUCGCUGAUCGUUAUGCUGGUGUCCGACCUGGAGAUAGAAAAGCAAAAGGUGGUGCGCUACUUCCCCACCGAGCGCGGCCAGCCCCUCCUCCAUGGACACGUCACGCUGACUUUGACCAGCCACAAGGUGGCCGACGGGCACGUGGAGAGGGUCAUCUCCCUGCAGUACAAAGACCAGAGCCUGAAACGUUCCAUCAUUCACCUCCAGCUCACCUCCUGGCCGGAGCUUGGGCUCCCCGAUAGUAAAGGGAACUUGUUGCGGUUCAUCCAGGAUGUUCAUAAACACUACUUGCACCAGCGCCCCCUUCACAUGCCCAUUGUAGUGCACUGCAGCUCCGGCGUGGGAAGGACGGGGGCCUUCUGCCUGUUAUAUGCCGCCAUGCAGGAAGUGGAGGCCGGGAACGGAAUUCCAGACCUGCCUCAGCUGGUGAAGAAGAUGAGGCAGCAGAGGAAGCACAUGCUGCAGGAGAAGAUACAUCUGAAGUUCUGCUAUGAGGCCAUUCUGAAGCAUUCGGAACAAGUUCUGCAGAGACACGGAGUCUACACCCCCUCCGCCAGCAAGCCGCAGCCCACGUCCUCUCUGAAGCUGUACUCUCUUCAGGAUCCUCAGGACAUUGUACUCGGAGGGGAUAUGCCCAUCAGCUCCAUCCAAGCUACCAUUGCCAAGCUUAGUAUUAAGCCGUCCUCCGGUAGUCCUGAGGCCAUCAACCAUUAUCAACCACCACCUUUCCCUGUCAUAAGUGAGCAAGCAACAACCGAGUUGUCUCAGCCGGUUCUUCCUCUGAGCUCCUCCCAGCCGGAUCUCGUCGCGCAGACUUACACAGAACCUGCCCCCUCUCCAAUCCCGCCUCAGCCGACUUCCAACGGUCCUGCUGCGGAUGUCCCUGCGGAAGCGAUGAACCACCAUGUGUUGGUCUCCGAAGAUGUGGUGGCUGGACCAGAGGCCAGCAACGCUCCUGCCGUGCCGUCAUCGUCCUCUCUGAACCUGCUGGCCGCUCUCACCCCUGAGGCCUUCAACCUGGACUCGUCCCAGAGAGGAAAGCCGAAGAUGAACAAGCAGAGCUUCCUGCAGCCGCAGAACGACGGCGGCCUUGCCCGGGGAAGCAAGGCUGGCGAUGACCCUCUGAGCAUGCUGGACCCUCUCUGGACACUCAAUAAAACUUAGACUGGGAUGUCUCUCUUGCAGAAGAUUGUGGACAGUGGCCCCCCAUGCACUCCGUUUAUUGGGGUCCCUUUUUUAGACUGAAACGGUUGGUAUGUGAAACACCAAAUCUGGUCCACGUUUAGGGACUUGGGGAGUCUCAUUCCUUCUGGUGUAUGGGAACCCACAGAGAAGAUAUAAUGACUACACUUGUGGAGUCUCUCGAUGAAAGCCUUAAGACGAUGUAAUUCUGGAGCAUCGGCUGACCACACCUGGUAAUUACUGUCUGGAAGUUGGAUGAGCGUCAGCCGCGCAACUCAUUGCUUUGCUAAACCUGUAAUCCUCCUACAGGACGCCCCUCCUCCGGCAUGCACGCCCGACUCAUCCGAAUGGGGCUAAUGUAGCACUUUUUAGGUCGCUCAGAGUGGCCUAUAUAUGACGUGAGGACCCUGCCUUACACUACACUAAAUCAACGCCCUCUAUGUGCAUCUUCACCUUCUGUGAUCGUCUCUCUUUGUCACUGUGGAGCCCGUUCUGGCAUCUUCCACUAAUAGAAACUGUUAACGGUGGAGUCCCCCCCUGUAACACCUUCCCAUGAACCACAUACCAUUGUUAAAUUAUGUAGAUUCAUUUAAAGGCUACAUUCUGUAAAUGUAUGAAACAUGCCCUUCCUUCAUGUAUAUAUUUCUUCACGAGUUA
Molecule: messenger RNA, 6493 nt
Organism: Rana temporaria (common frog)
Lineage: Eukaryota; Metazoa; Chordata; Amphibia; Anura; Ranidae
Gene: PTPN23
Product: protein tyrosine phosphatase non-receptor type 23
Exons: 25
Coding region: 50-5818 (1922 amino acids)
Biological process (GO): protein transport to vacuole involved in ubiquitin-dependent protein catabolic process via the multivesicular body sorting pathway; protein dephosphorylation; early endosome to late endosome transport
Cellular component (GO): endosome
Molecular function (GO): protein binding; protein tyrosine phosphatase activity
Source: RefSeq, a predicted model, not a curated record